AUGAACACCGAGAUCAACAAACAAAUCAUUGUUGUGGAUCGUCUGCUGAGAUACCGUUGUUAUCGUUGGAUCAUUACUGGGACAGCAUGUGUUGUGAUCAGCCUUUUAGUAGCAGCUGUGAUAGCAUUGCGUAUCUGUGCUUUUCAGAGAAGACAAUACACCGAGACUUUUGACAAAUCUGUUGACCCUCAGGAGACCAGCAAUGGCACAGAAAUUAAGCACAGGAUGGAGAGCGUUGUCUCUCGCUUGCAGACAUUUUUGUGUAAACAAGUCCUAGUUAACUCAACAGAGAGUUUCAGAUGCCACGUGUGUCCUAGAAACUGGUCUUAUCACGAUGGCAAAUGCUACUGGAUUUCCAAAGAACUGGGGACCUGGGACAAAAGCCAAGAAGACUGCAGAGCCAGAGGGGCUCAAAUGCUGGUGCUGAAGGAACGGGAAGAAAUGAGUUUUAUCCAGAGCAUUUCUGAUGAAACACAGUCACUAUGGAUUGGGUUGAUAGGAAUGUUUCCAGCAAGAAAGUGGAUGUGGGUUGAUGAUUCCCCAUUGAAUGAAAAACUGCUGCAAGAAUUGGGGCCCUUUUUAGGAAACAGCUGCGGGAUGCUGAUGGGGCCAAAGAUUGCUGCUGAAGCCUGCUCUACUCUCUCCAUGUGGAUUUGCCAGACAGAAGCUUUGGAUGUAAAUACUUUGGCUUGA
Protobothrops mucrosquamatus (brown spotted pit viper) is the source of this 693-nucleotide messenger RNA. Its product is annotated as killer cell lectin-like receptor subfamily B member 1B allele B. The record is from RefSeq and is a predicted model, not a curated record. NCBI's taxonomy places the organism in Eukaryota, Metazoa, Chordata, Lepidosauria, Squamata, Viperidae. The transcript is spliced from 6 exons. Bases 1 to 693 code for a protein of 230 amino acids.